UACAAUAUUAAAAAAUGGAUCUGCUCUGUUUAUUGCAAUAGUAUUUCUCUUACAGUACAUGCUAUUUUAAAACCUGCAGGGUUAGUAAUGAUUACCAUAGCUUUACAAUCUGUUAUGCAAUACGUAUGUAACUGAAUCAAACUCCAACACACCCAACCUGUUCUCAAAUGAUAGUUGGAAUGCUGCUAAACGUCAGCUAACAAACAAGUACAGCAGUUCCUGGUUUGGAGACAGUACAGGUUGUACAGAGUUUACUGCCAGGAUGGCGGUGAACGUCGCAGCAACACUUCUCAUCGCUUCUGCGGUCACUCUCCUGAUUUACCUCAUUAAAUGGUGGAUGAAUGUAAAGAACAAAGACUUGCCACCAGGACCCACCCCUCUGCCACUUCUGGGGAAUAUUCUACAGAUUAGUACCACUGAAAUGCCACAAUCUCUGGUGAAGCUACGUGAAAAGUACGGACCGGUGUACACAGUUUAUCUGGCCACAAAUCCAGCGGUCGUGCUGAUUGGCUACGAUGCUGUGAAGGAGGCCCUGGUUGAUCGCAGUGACGUGUUCAGUGACAGAGGGGAUUUGGGUCUAUUUGAAAUGUUGUUUAAGAAUUUCGGGAUCCUCAUGAGCAAUGGGGAGAGAUGGAAGACGCUGCGUCGAUUUUCCCUGACAACGAUGAGAAAUUUUGGGAUGGGGAAGAGGAGUGUGGAGGAGAGAAUUCAGGAGGAAGCUCUGUGUCUCAGGGACAGAUUUAUGAAGAUCAAAGAUAAACCAAUAAACCCAACUCAUCUGCUAAAACUGUCUGUCUCUAAUGUCAUCUGCUCCAUUGUAUUCGGUGAGAGAUUCGACUACGAAGACAAAAGGUUCAUGGGCCUUCUGAAAAAUAUUCAAGACGUUGGGAUCCUGGUAGGCUCCCGAUUAGGACAGCUUCUUAAUAUGUUUCCAACCUUAAUGAGCCGUGUCCCUGGCCCCCACCAGAACAUUUUCUAUUUUAUGGAAAAGAUUCAAGUGUUUCUACAGGAGAGGGUGGAAACUCAUAAAGAGACACUGGAUGUGAACUGCCCUCGUGACUUCAUAGAUUGCUUCCUCAUUAAAAUGGAAGAGGAAAAGAACAACCCCAAAACAGAAUUCCAUAAUGAAAACUUACGAGGAACAGUAAAUGACCUGUUCUUUGCUGGGACUGAGACAACAAGUAUGACCCUGAGACAUGGCUUCCUGAUACUACUAAAAUACCCUGAGAUACAAGAAAGGAUCCAUAAAGAGAUUGACAAUGCAAUAGGCAGUGAUCGCUGUCCAUCAGUGGAGGACAAGAGUAAGAUGCCAUAUACAGAUGCCGUCAUUCACGAAAUCCAGAGAUUUGCUGAUAUUAUACCAGCAGGAGUGCCCCAUGCAGCCAGCAAGGACACCACCUUUAGAGGAUAUCACAUUCCAAAGGGAACUUUAGUUGUCCCAGUCUUAACGUCUGUCUUGAAGGAUCCCAAACAGUUCAAAAAUCCUGAUACAUUUGACCCUGGACAUUUUCUUAAUGACAAUGGCACUUUUAAGAAGAGUGACGCCUUCAUGACGUUUUCUGCAGGAAAACGUGUGUGUUUGGGGGAGGGUCUGGCUCGCAUGGAACUCUUCCUUUUUUUUACAACUAUUCUUCAAAGGUUUACUCUGAAACCCACCGUGGACAUAAAGCACAUAGAAAUUACACCCGAGCCCAACAGCAAUGCUUCCAGACCUCGCGACUAUGAGAUGUUGGCUGUGCCUCGCUGAGGGACCAUUGUUAUUGGAAAUGGUGUUUACGUUCAAAGGCAUCUAUCACUUUACAAUUUUUAAAAAUAAUGUAAUAUGAACUUUCAGGGUUCCCGCUAUAAAGUUCUAUAAACACAAAUUGCCUGAGUUACAGCACCUGCUCAAAUUCUAAAUUUAUUUCUAACCAGGAACAUUAUUUGUCUGGAAUCUGUCUCUGCACACCAUUACUGUGUGGGAUAGCUCUCGGGUAACAUUAUUGUAGGAACUGUUAGGCCCAGGAAUGGUUUGCUAUAUUUAAAACACUUUAAAAUAUGUAAUAAAAUACCUGUUAAAAUGGA
Rana temporaria (common frog) is the source of this 2064-nucleotide messenger RNA. RefSeq names its product cytochrome P450 2G1-like. Lineage: Eukaryota; Metazoa; Chordata; Amphibia; Anura; Ranidae. Bases 263 to 1747 code for a protein of 494 amino acids. The record is from RefSeq and is a predicted model, not a curated record. Gene Ontology annotation, biological process: xenobiotic metabolic process. Gene Ontology annotation, cellular component: cytoplasm; intracellular membrane-bounded organelle. Gene Ontology annotation, molecular function: oxidoreductase activity, acting on paired donors, with incorporation or reduction of molecular oxygen, reduced flavin or flavoprotein as one donor, and incorporation of one atom of oxygen; heme binding; iron ion binding. The transcript has 9 exons.